AUGGCCGCAGCUGCGCUUCUCAGAGGCGGUCCGCUCCUGCGCCUCCGGCUCCAACACCGCCACCGUUUCGCCACCGGAUUUCUCUCGCCACUUCGGAAGUCGUGGUGUUCAACAGUUGAGUCUACUCAACCGGAAGAGGAUGUAUCUGACAAGACUAGCGCAGCGUUGAGCUUGCGCGAGGCACCAAGGUAUUCAAGUCGGGACGACCAAAAUUACCGAAGGUGGAAAGAUAAAGAAGCAGAGAUUUUAAGAGAUAUUGAACCUAUCACUUCCCUCACUAAAGAAAUUCUCCACUCUGACAGGUAUAUGGAUGGAGAACAACUAACAACUGAAGAUGAGAAAAUUGUGGUGGAGAAGCUUCUUGCUUAUCAUCCGAAUUCUGAUGAUAAAAUUGGAUGUGGGCUUGAUUCUAUUAUGACAUAUAAUGUAAUGGCAGGGGCCGUAGAUAUUGUGACUCUUCUCUAG
This is a messenger RNA of Dovyalis caffra, 465 nucleotides long. NCBI's taxonomy places the organism in Eukaryota, Viridiplantae, Streptophyta, Magnoliopsida, Malpighiales, Salicaceae. The record is from the annotation of a GenBank genome assembly.